Dentiscutata heterogama is the source of this 251-nucleotide messenger RNA. The record is from the annotation of a GenBank genome assembly. Lineage: Eukaryota; Fungi; Glomeromycota; Glomeromycetes; Diversisporales; Gigasporaceae.
AAAGAGAUCGUCACACUCUCUCUCCUGACCACAUACGUCUAGGAUGGAAAGAAUAUAGAAAAGACAAAAUAAACUCUAUACAAGAGCCUUUUAAACUCAAAACUAGCAACAGAAUAGAGAAGCAACAACCUCUAUUAGACAAAACAAACAGCCUACUUGUGAGCAAAGGACCUAUGGCUAUAGAGGAUAGCCAAGCUGAAGCAACAAAUUUGUUACAACAAAGCUCUACAAUCAAUGAUAGACCCAGCUAG